AUGGAGCCCCCCCGGCUGCAGCGAGGGCCGCUGCAGUGCAAGAACCUCCACGAGUUCCUGCGGGGGCUCAGCCCUGCCCUGCUCGACCGCCUCUACGGACACCCUGCCACCUGCCUGGCGGUCUUCCGGGAGCUGCCGGCGCUGGCCCAGGCCCAGGUGCUGAGGUUGCUGUUCCUGGAGCUGCCUCUGCCCCAGGCUGCCGUCGGCCUCUGGGUCAAGAAGGAGCACAGCAGGGAGCAGGCACAGAGCAGGGAGGUGCUGCUGGGGCUGCGCCUGUGGCACCCCCACAGCCUGCCCGGGGGGCUGCCGGGGGUCGCCCUGCACCCCAACUUCAGACACCACCUGCGGGUGGCGCUGCUGGGGGGGGGCAAGGCCUGGUCGGAUGACACUGCCCAGCUGGGCCCCGACCGGCACGCCAGGGACGUGCCCGCGCUCGACAAGUACGCCGAGGAGAGGUGGGAGGUGAUCCUGCACUUCAUGGUGGGGUCCCCGAGUGCUGCUGUCAGCCAGGACCUGGCCCAGCUGCUGGUGCAGGCAGGGCUGAUGCGCAGCGAGGGGGGGGAGGCUCCCUGCAUCACCUCGGCAGGGUUCCAGUUCCUGCUGCUGGACACCCCUGCCCAGCUCUGGUACUUCAUCCUCCAGUACCUGCGGGGGGCUGAGGCCCGAGGCAUGGACCUGGUGGAGAUCCUCUCCUUCCUCUUCCAGCUCAGCUUCUCCACACUGGGCAAGGACUACUCUGUGGAGGGGAUGAGCGACUCCCUGCUGACCUUCCUGCAGCACCUGCGGGAGUUCGGCCUCGUGUUCCAGAGAAAGCGCAAGUCUCGCCGCUUCUACCCGACGCGCUUGGCCAUCGCGCUGGCGCAGGGCACGGCCGGGGCCCCGCCCGAGCCGGACUCCCGCGGCUUCAUCGUCGUCGAGACCAACUACCGCAUCUACGCCUACACAGACUCAGAGCUGCAGCUGGCCCUCAUUGCCCUCUUCUCGGAGCUGCUCUAUCGCUUCCCCAACCUGGUGGUGGCUCAGGUCACCAGGGACAGCGUCCAGGCCGCCAUAGCCAACGGCAUCACUGCCCAGCAGAUCAUUCACUUCCUGCGCACCAGAGCUCAUCCGGUGAUGGCCAAGCAGAGCCCGGUGCUGCCCCCCACCAUCACCGACCAGAUCCGGCUGUGGGAGCUGGAGAGGGACCGGCUGCGCUUCAGCGAGGGGGUGCUGUACAACCAGUUCCUGUCGCAGGUGGACUUCGAGCUGCUGCGGGACCAGGCGCAGGCCCUGGGGGUGCUGCUCUUCCAGAACCCUCAGCGGCGCCUCCUGGUGGUCACCCCCGGCGGCCACCCCGACGUCAAACGCUUCUGGAAGAGGCAGAAGCAGGGCACCUGAGGGGGGGUGUGGGGCACCCCCAAAGCCUUCUGAACCUGCUGCACCCCACCAGUGGGCACCACUGAGCCCCCCUGAGCCCUGCCAAUG
Dryobates pubescens (Downy woodpecker) is the source of this 1464-nucleotide messenger RNA. It is a transcript of the gene GTF2H4, whose product is annotated as general transcription factor IIH subunit 4. Gene Ontology annotation, biological process: nucleotide-excision repair. Gene Ontology annotation, molecular function: double-stranded DNA binding; ATPase activator activity. The transcript is spliced from 13 exons. Bases 1 to 1377 code for a protein of 458 amino acids. Lineage: Eukaryota; Metazoa; Chordata; Aves; Piciformes; Picidae. The record is from RefSeq and is a predicted model, not a curated record. Gene Ontology annotation, cellular component: transcription factor TFIIH core complex; transcription factor TFIIH holo complex.